Molecule: messenger RNA, 967 nt
Organism: Abrus precatorius (Indian licorice)
Lineage: Eukaryota; Viridiplantae; Streptophyta; Magnoliopsida; Fabales; Fabaceae
Product: probable nucleoside diphosphate kinase 5
Exons: 5
Coding region: 201-758 (185 amino acids)
Biological process (GO): CTP biosynthetic process; GTP biosynthetic process; UTP biosynthetic process
Molecular function (GO): nucleoside diphosphate kinase activity
Source: RefSeq, a predicted model, not a curated record
UUAGAAUACCCAUUGACAAUCAGAAGAAGAAUCAAUAGUAAAUGAAAAAUUAACCUUGCUUACCACAUUUGAGUUUGAGCUAUGAUGAUGGAAUUCAUAACAAGAAGCAUGGAAAACUCCUUCUUCUUCUCUUGAAUUUUCUCAUUCUUUAUAGAUUGAAAUUUUUGUAAUUGUUGUUGGUUUGCAGUUCGACUCUUCAAAUGAGGGCUUUUGUUGGAUUCAUCAGAAUACUUGUCAUUCUACUUUUCCUCUUUGCUUGCUGUUCUUCUACUCAUGGAAGUACAAAAACGGAGAGAACUUUAGCGAUUAUAAAACCAGAUGGAUUGCUUGGUAACUACACAGAUGAUAUCAAGAGAAUAAUUUUAGAAUAUGGUUUCAGCAUUUUUGAGGAAAAGAUUGUUCAACUUGAUGUGGACACUGUGAAAAGAUUUUAUGCAGAGCACUCUUCAAAAAGCUUCUUUUCCAGCCUUAUAAAAUAUAUGACAAGUGGACCAGUGUUAGCUAUGGUUUUGGAGAAGGAUAAUGCUAUUGCUGACUGGCGUGCAUUAAUGGGCCCUACUGAUGCAAGCACGGCUAAGAUUACUCACCCUCACAGUGAACUAGCUAUUCUUUUGUACAGCAUCAGAGCAAAAUGUGGAUUGGAUAUGGAAAAGAAUUGUGUGCAUGGAUCAGACUCUCCCAAAUCUGCUCAAAGAGAGAUAUCAUUUUUCUUCAAAGAGCACUCUGCAGAUUUAAUUGCAGAACAUGAUGAAUUGUAGCUGGCACAAGUUUGGAGUAGAAACACAACUGUUUUUAGGCUGGCUGCCAGUGUUAUAUUAUUCAUAUAUUGGAUUGCUUCUGUGUCUAUCACCGCUUCCACUCAUUUGCUACUAAUUUGUCAUACAGUUAAUCGUUUACUCUCGAUGGAGAAUCAGAAUUCAGUUGAGUUGGAACAUUUUUGUGUGUGACAUGACCCAUGAGUGACUUU